AAUGUACUUCCGGGUCACGUGACUGUGGCUUGUAUUUACAAACGUCAUUGAAGGUUUAAAUAAUACUGUAUAUGUUUAAUUUACUGCCAUGUAUCCGCUGUAGUUGUGUUGUUUUGCUAUGGAUCAGGUUGUUUCUCAGUCCAAAAGUGUCCUUUGUACGUUGACAGAUAAAAAAGAUCAUUCCAAAUAUGUCUGUUUUACACAAAAGAAGUCUGCAGGGAUCAUCAUUGGACUGAGUAAUGGUGAAGCUGUUUGGAAAGAAGAUCUGUCAGAGGAAGCCCUUUCACAACUUAAGAAGAAAUUAUCACUGAAAUCAACAGAAGACUAUGCCCUGAAAGUAAAGAGCGCAUGCAGGAGCGGCACCGCGUUUGUCUCCCUGCAGGAUGAUAACGCUGUGCUUCACCUCAGCGCUGAGCAUGCAGACCUCACUGUGUCUUUCUCCAAGCUCACAGAUCAUGAGGGAAGGACAGAGCUCAAAGAUCUGCUCUUUAAGAUGGCGGAUAGUAUAAUGCAACAGGACAAUACAGGAUCCACGUCUUCAUCAAGCCCUUUAAAAACCCAACAGAAGAGGAGCAUGGGAUUUGAACCCAGGAGACCAACUGGCCCAGCAAUAGCAGUAAAGAAACGCCUUCCAGGGGAUUCGCUCAUCAACCCAGGAACAAAACGGAAGCGCUCUGCUACAGGAGUGACUUUUGACGAUGGAGAUGACGCAUGAAUCUCCUGAUCCCGAUCCUCACUGCAUGACCACACAUGUCCCUGUUUUAACCCUCCAGCAUAAUCAGUGCAAUGACGACAACUUUGCUUGUUUUUAAUCAACUGAAAUAAUUAUGACGUAUGAUUUUUUUUUUUUUUUUUUAACUUGCAUGAUUUUAAACCUUUUUAAUAAACCUAGUCAUAAAUAAAUAAAUAUGCUAUUUUUAAAGUA
Neoarius graeffei (lesser salmon catfish) is the source of this 925-nucleotide messenger RNA. RefSeq names its product PAXX non-homologous end joining factor (gene paxx). Gene Ontology annotation, molecular function: molecular adaptor activity. Lineage: Eukaryota; Metazoa; Chordata; Actinopteri; Siluriformes; Ariidae. The coding region runs from base 119 to 715 and encodes 198 amino acids. The transcript has 7 exons. The record is from RefSeq and is a predicted model, not a curated record. Gene Ontology annotation, cellular component: nucleus; site of double-strand break; nonhomologous end joining complex. Gene Ontology annotation, biological process: double-strand break repair via nonhomologous end joining.